UUACCUCAUGCAAGUGGAAACUUGCGAGAUCUUUGCAACUUCGCUGCAAUCCUGCGGAGAGAUCAAAGACUUAGCACGAGGUAGAAAGAUCCACGCAGAGAUACUGAAAAGCAGUCACGGGGGAGAUAGGUACCUUGCAAAUCGUCUCGUUGAGAUGUAUGGCAAGUGCCGGAGCGUCGAGGAAGCAAGAGCUGUUUUCGAUGGUAUCCAGCGAAAGAACGUCUUCUCCUGGACCCUGAUGGUCACAGCAUAUACCCGCAAUGGGUACUCCACGCUGGCUCUCGAGCUCGUCAAGCAGAUGGUCUCCGAGUCCGUCAAGCUGGACAGAAUUGCGCUCCUGCGAAUCGUCGAAGCUUGCGACCAACCGGACGCUCUCGACCAAGCUCGAGAGCUCCACACAAGAUUUUUCCCUGGAGCUGCUGCAGCUGGAGAUGUUGUUGUAGCUACUGCUCUCGUCAACAUGUAUGGGAGAUGCGGGAGCGUGAGCGAUGCCAAGACCGUGUUUGACGAGAUGCAGCACAGGAACAUCACCUCCUGGAACGCGAUGCUGGUUACGUACUCGUUGAACCAGCGGAGUCUGGAAGCUCUUCGUUUCUUUCGCACCAUGCUGCUCGAAGGCGUCAGGCCGGAUAGCUUCACGUUCCUCAAAUCGCUGGAUGUGUGUUCUAAGUUAGGAGAGCCCGCUCUAGUUCACGGGGAGCUGCUCCAUGCCUGUAGUGUCCAAAGCCAGGACAAGCCGGACGUCCUCGUUAGCACUUCCACCAUCAACAUGUUUGCAAAGUGCGGUACCUUUCAAGACGCGUAUCGUGUUUUCGAAGAGAUGGUGGAGAAAAGUCCGGCUUCCUGGAGCACGAUUAUAUCCGCUUCUGUCACUCAUGGCUUCGACCGCGACGCUCUUCAGCUGUUUUUCCAGAUGCAGCAGCAAGGAACGAAGCCGGACAGCUUUACUGCGGUCGCGCUGCUUAUAUCCUGUUCCAACCUCUUAGCUCUGGGACACGGCAGGGUCCUCCACUUGAUCAGUAGCGAGGAAGGAUGGAUCGAGUCGGACGUUGUCCUUGGAACCAGCCUCGUCAACAUGUACAGCAAAUGUGGAAGCUUGUACGAAGCGGAAGAAGUCUUCAAGAGGAUGCCCACGAAAGAUAAAAUCUCGUGGACUGCCAUGGUGACUGCCUACGCUCAAAACGGCCGUAGCGAACAAGCCUCAAAACUCUUGCAGGAAAUGCAGCAGCAGGAGCAUCUUGAUCCAGAGAAGUUCGCUUGGACUGCAGUUAUCUCGGGACAUGUCCAAGAAGGAAAAGCUGGCGAAGCUCUCGAGUUUUUCAGACGAAUGGAGCAGGAAGGAGUGAAGCCCGAUGCAAUCACCUUCGUAAGCGCCGCGGAUGCUUGCGGAAUGAUGGGAGACCUCUCAAGAGCCGUAGAGAUCCAUUCCAGGAUCAGCCAGUCCUGGCCUUCAAACCAAACCGACGUUGUUCUUGGGUCUGCUCUGAUCAAAAUGUAUGGAAACUGUCGAAGGCUGGCGGAUGCUGCUCAAGUUCUCGAUCAAAUGCCCCGUACCAACGUAAUAUCCUGGACGUCGAUGAUCCUCGCUUGCGAGCAGAACGAAGACAACGAAGCAGCCAUCCGUGUCUACCGAGCCAUGCAGCUCCACGGCCACAAACCGGAUCCUGUUACCAUGGUCACUGUCAUCAAAGCCGCUGCCAAUCUCCACGACUUGAAACGAGGCAUAGAGUUCCACGCACAAGCAGCUGCCUUCGGUUUUGCAACCUCCACCGUUGUUGGAAAUGCUCUGGUCACACUGUAUGGGACGUCCGGGGACUUGCAAGCAGCCGAGAACGUCUUCAAAGAGCUACUCCAACAAAGCGUUGAGGACGUUGUCACUUGGAACUCCAUGCUCUCCGCCUGGAAUCAAAAUGGUCUGCCAAACCAAGCCUUGGGUACCUUCCAGAGAAUGCUCCACCACGGUCGCCAUCCCGACAAGACCACCUUCGUCAAUAUCCUGAACGCCUGUGCCGGAGAUCCUUCUAAGUUGCUCCAGGGGGUGAAGAUCCACGCACUGGCUGCCGCUUGCGGCCUGGACUCCGACAUUGACGUUGCUAACACUCUGCUACAUAUGUACAGUCGUUGCGGGAACUUGUCUCGAGCUCGAAAAGUUUUCCAUGCUCUCACCCAGAAGAACGUCGUUUCCUGGAGUGCCAUGGCCGCAGCCUGUGCUCACAACGGUGACGCUGACGGAGCUCUACAAGCCUUUCGAGGAAUGCUUCACGGAGGUAUCCAGCCCAACGCCGUCACCUUCAUCAGCAUUCUGUCUGGAUGCAGCCACACUGGUUUGAUGGACGAAGCUGUCAGCUAUCUGUACGCCAUGAGCAGUGACCACAACCUCAAGCCCACUGUCCAGCACUAUGCCUGUCUACUAGACCUGCUUGCCCGAGCUGGGAAGUUCCACAGAGCCGAAGAACUUGCUACUCAUCUGCCAAAUCCCGUGGCCUGGAAUUCCCUGCUCGGCGCUUGCUUGGUGCAUGGUGACGCCGAAACAGCAGCUCGAGCAGCUGAUACUGCCGCCAAGCUGCAGCCUCUCGACUGUGCACCGUACGUAUCACUCUCGAACGCUAUGUCCACUGGAAAGAAUCUGAAAACAAAACUCAAUUAUUUCCAGUAGAACUGGAGUCAGUACAAAA
Selaginella moellendorffii is the source of this 2675-nucleotide messenger RNA. Its product is annotated as pentatricopeptide repeat-containing protein At2g13600-like. Gene Ontology annotation, biological process: RNA modification. Lineage: Eukaryota; Viridiplantae; Streptophyta; Lycopodiopsida; Selaginellales; Selaginellaceae. Gene Ontology annotation, molecular function: protein binding; RNA binding. Bases 8 to 2656 code for a protein of 882 amino acids. Gene Ontology annotation, cellular component: intracellular membrane-bounded organelle. The transcript has a single exon. The record is from RefSeq and is a predicted model, not a curated record.